Molecule: messenger RNA, 1239 nt
Organism: Guillardia theta CCMP2712
Lineage: Eukaryota; Cryptophyceae; Pyrenomonadales; Geminigeraceae
Exons: 18
Coding region: 1-1239 (412 amino acids)
Biological process (GO): RNA 3'-end processing
Molecular function (GO): nucleotidyltransferase activity
Source: RefSeq, a predicted model, not a curated record
AUGCGCACUUCUGACAAGAUUCCGUCGGUAAUGUUUGCAAUGACGCGCAGAGACGAAUCGAGUUCAUCGCAUGUUGUGAACAAGUGGAACAGUGAUAUCCAUAAAAUGAUAUCGCAGAUCUGCAUCGAUCCAGAGCAGUCCCAACGUCAUGAGAAUCUGGUGGACACUUUGCAGAAGUUGGCAAAGAAGUCGUUCGGGAAAGCUGCAAGGAUGAAGAUGUUUGGUUCCGCCGCUGCUGGUGCUGAGGGAUUGUGUACGGUGGAGAGCGAUCUCGAUGUUUGCCUGUCUCUGGGGAGCAGGUGGGAGAUGAAGAUUAGCGACAAGAAGAGCACAGAGAAAGGGGAGGAUCUGCACAAGGAUGUCUGGCGCCAAGAAAAGAUCGACAUUCUGCGCGUCUUCGAGCGAAAGAUAAGGAGAUUCCUGAACUUCAAGACGACUUGUAUCUUUGGAGCACGAUUCCCCAUCGUCACUGUCAGAGAUGAUGAGGGCACGUGCGUCGACAUCAGCGUGCAAUCUCGACAAAACUUUGGAAGGUUGGUCGCCAGACUGUUGAAACUGUACACAAGAGAUGAGAAAGUCAGGAAGAUUAUGUUGUUUGUGAAAGUAUGGAGCAAGCGGAGAUCCAUCAACCAGGCUCAAGACAACCCUAGCAUGCCAUGGCAAAGAGUGAUUUUCCGCCAGGCCUUUGAGGGGACUCUAAACUCUUUCUCCUUGUCGCUCCUUCUCAUCUAUCAUCUAAUGAGGAUGAAGAUGGUUCCUGAUGUCUUCGCAAGAGAAGGAGACGACGAGCCUCCACUUGCUGUGUUGAGAUGCGCCGAUGGGAUUUUCCGGCCUGUCUGGUUUCAAACGGACGAGGCGAAACUUGCUAAGGAUACUCUGCGACAAAACUUCGACAUCGCGGAGAUUCUUUGCAAAUUCUUCAGAUACUUUGCGCUUGAGCAUGAUUGGAGCAAGAGAAUCUCAAUAAGAGAAGAUGUUGUACAGCCAGACAACGAAGUUAGCAAAGAUUAUGUGUUGUGGGUUGCGGAUCCUCUUGACAUUUCAAACAAUGCGGCUCGUUGUGUCGACGAGGAAGGUCUUGAAAGAAUCCGCUCGGAAUUCAAGAGGGCAUCCGCAAUUUUUGAGAAGAGAGAAGGCCUAGAAGAGAUCUGGAAGCCACUUGGGAAUAAGGAAAGGAAGAGACUGGCGAGGCGACUGGAAGAGAAGAGGAGGACGAGGAAGAAGAGGAGGAGGUCUUGA